Drosophila serrata is the source of this 1167-nucleotide messenger RNA. It is a transcript of the gene Mt2, whose product is annotated as tRNA (cytosine(38)-C(5))-methyltransferase. Gene Ontology annotation, molecular function: methyltransferase activity. NCBI's taxonomy places the organism in Eukaryota, Metazoa, Arthropoda, Insecta, Diptera, Drosophilidae. The record is from RefSeq and is a predicted model, not a curated record. Gene Ontology annotation, cellular component: nucleus.
AUGAGCGCUUCAGUGUGGCCAGUUCCCCGGAAACAGCUGGUACACAGCUGUUGCAAUAAACAUGGUUAAUAAUAUGGAAUUUCGGGUUUUGGAGCUAUUUAGCGGCAUUGGUGGCAUGCAUUAUGCCUUUAAGUAUGCUCAGCUGGAGGGAGAUAUAGUGGCCGCCUUGGAUGUAAACACUGUGGCCAAUACGGUUUACGUGCAUAAUUAUGGAUCCAAACACGUGAAGACCAGGAAUAUCCAGAGCUUGAGUGCCAAUGAGGUGGGGAAGUUCGAUGCCAACAUGCUACUGAUGUCGCCUCCCUGCCAGCCCCACACCCGCCAAGGAUUGCAGCGAGACACGGAGGACAAGCGAUCCGACGCACUGACCCAUCUCUGCGGGCUCAUACCGGAAUGCAGUGGUCUUCAGUACAUUCUUAUGGAGAACGUCAAGGGAUUCGAGGGCUCUCAGGCUCGAAACCAGUUUAUUUCAGCUCUGGAGCAAGCUGGAUUCCAUUGGCGGGAGUUCAUACUGACGCCCACGCAGUUCAACGUUCCAAACACGCGGCAUCGCUACUACUGCAUUGCUCGUCGGAAUCAGGACUUUUCCUUUCCUGGUGGCAAGAUCUGGGAGCAGGUUCCCUUCGAUAUUAUCCAAGACCAGCCACUUUCCCGAAUCGAGAUUGUGGAGGAAAAUGUUCCUCGCGAAUUUCUAGUGCCUGAUGACGUCCUGUCGAAAAGAGUCCUUGUUAUGGACAUAAUCCACCCAGCACAGAGCAGAUCCAUGUGCUUCACCAAGGGCUACACGCACUACACGGAGGGCACAGGCUCGGCCUUUACGCCUCUCUCGGAGGAGGAGUCGCAUCGGAUAUUCGAACUGGUCAAGGAGAUCGAUACGAGUAGCAGCCCGGAGUCUGUGAAGUCGGAGGAGGUACUGCAGCGACGGUUGGAUCUGCUGCAUCAAUUAAAACUACGCUACUUUACGCCCCGCGAGGUGGCUCGUCUGAUGAGUUUUCCCGAGGAGUUCGACUUCCCCGCCGAGACAACCAACCGACAGAAAUACCUGCUGGGCAACAGCAUAAUGUAAGGUUGUGGAGAAUUAAUUAAAAUAUUGACCACCGUUUAAAUAUUCUAUAAAAUAUUAACAUUAAAAGAUGGAACUGCACAAUGCAAUACAGAGUUACUAAA